Ylistrum balloti is the source of this 1089-nucleotide messenger RNA. RefSeq lists its product as uncharacterized. The transcript is spliced from 6 exons. The coding region runs from base 1 to 1089 and encodes 362 amino acids. Lineage: Eukaryota; Metazoa; Mollusca; Bivalvia; Pectinida; Pectinidae. The record is from RefSeq and is a predicted model, not a curated record.
AUGACCACCUCAAUAAGAUUGGCUGUUCUGUGUGUGUUAAUUGGAGUAUGUGCUGGGGUAUUAACUCCUCUAGACGACUUCAGUACUCAGUCUUUAGACAAACUCGUCAGAAAGAAGUUGAUGUUUUUGAUUGUACGACAACUGAACGAUACCGUUGAGAUCCAGGACUCGCUGAAACAUCAGUGUGAGGUGAAAAUUAAUCAGUCAAUCGACAGCUGUAACGCAUGCGCCAAGAGUCACAACACCGUCCCGCCAACUGGUGUGUUGGGAGUUGUCCUGCCCGCUCUGAUGAAGCCAGUUGUUUUGGCGGCGGGAGUUGUAAAGGACAUUGAAGGAAGUUUGGAGAGUGCUGUUAAUGUUCUUGGAGACAAAACAACGGACUUCGUCAAAGAUGUCGGCAGUGUAGCAAAGAACGCAGGCGAAUCCCUCAUAGAUGGAGUUUCAGAUAUCACUAGCGACGCUCUUAAAGGUUUAACUCAUUUUGGAGACCAGUUGGCAGGUCUGGCCGGAGAUCUCGGACAUGGCUUGGAAACUGCAGUAAAUGGUCUGGAGUCAGGUACACUUGAUUUCGGCAAUUCAAUUGCAAACGGUCUCGACAACAUCGGAGAACAACUUGCCCACGGUGCACAGGGCGCACUCGACGGUGUUAAUCACCUCGGACAUGAGAUAGAACACGCCGGAAGUAGCGUGGGACACGCCAUUUCCGAUAUAGGACACGCUAUUGGAGGUAUAUUCGGUAAACGGAGUGUUUGUCCUACCUGUGACAUACUGGACACGAAUUCCCGUACUACAGACGAAAUAUUGAAUGACAUUUGUGGUGCAGAUGAGAUCCACAGACAGCAAGCAGCUACAGCGUUGCUAACUAAAAUGAAAGCUAUAUACGACACAGCGGUCAACAAAGCCAUAGUAACAAAGGUUGAAUACGACCCCACUUCUAUUGACGUCACCAAUGGAGUUGCCUUCAAAACUGUCUACGUAACUUACACAAUCACGAGCACAUCCACGCGCUACCAGAGUACCGUGCCCCUCCGUAUCACCAAUCUACCAGUAACCGGUGAUGCUCUAGGGGAGGAAAUCUUCGGCAAAUAA